This is a messenger RNA of Emiliania huxleyi CCMP1516, 1149 nucleotides long. RefSeq lists its product as hypothetical. The record is from RefSeq and is a predicted model, not a curated record. Bases 1 to 1149 code for a protein of 382 amino acids. The transcript is spliced from 5 exons. NCBI's taxonomy places the organism in Eukaryota, Haptophyta, Isochrysidales, Noelaerhabdaceae.
AUGCUGCUUUGGCCGUACAAUACCACCGAGCAGCAACGGGUGGAGACGGCCUGGCUCGCCGAGGCCGUCUCGCGAAAGAAGAAACUCAAGGGCCACCGAGCCUUCGCAAUGUCUCCCUGGAUGGCGGCUCUCGACCCGGCGGCAUCAUCGCUCUUCCAGAUCGGCGCCAACAAGCACGAGUCCACAUCGUACAUCAACACAGAGCCAGGCCCUCUCGCUGUGCACCAUGGCUGGAAGUCAACUCUCCUCGAGCCUAUACCAGACAUCUUCAAGCAAUUGCAGAGGACCUAUACGCCACAGCCGCCCAACGUGGAACUUGUAAACGCGGCCGUGUGCGACCAGUGCGCCGCCGCGCCGCUUAAAAUGUGGUCGGUUGACAUGAGCAACGCCACGGGCAACUGGGGGAGCAACGACUCGGACGCCCGCUGUCUCACCGCCAACACGCCCGGUGGAAAUGGCUCUCACUUUGUCUCUGAGAUCGCCUCUCUCUCCAAGUCGCACCUGCUCCGCCACAAUCGCUACUUUGCCGUGGGGCCAAACCAGUGUGCUCAGUGCUCAAAGGUACUCGGCCGGCCGCUGCCAAACAACUGCAUGCGCCAGGCGGUGAUCGCCAAUAACCUAGUGACAUUUCCGGUGCGAUGCUACUGCGCCGAGACCGAGUUGGUGCCGCAGCUGCGGCACGCGCAGAGAGGUGGCGCUGCGGCGCUCUCGCUUUUGGUGAGGGCUAGCCGGGAGAUCAAUGAGAGGGGGCAUGGGUGCGUUCGAGCGAGUCAUGCUCAGAACAAUCGCGUGGCAUGUGAGGCGGUCGAUGCGGAGGGACACGACGACGCGGCCUUAUACCAGUUCCCUUUUGCCCUCGUGCGCCCUGCCCGCGUCGUCUUCGAGUCCACCCACCUGACCAGCCUCCGCUUCCUCCGGCUCGCCGAGUUCCUGCGCUCAUAUGGCUACGAGAUGCUGUCGGUCGACGCCAGCUCCGUCUCGCGUCAGAAGCAUGCCGACCUGCUGCGUCGCUGCAACACGCGGGAUCACGGCCCGGAGCGGGAUGCGAGCGUGGAGUCCCAACGCGCCGCUCGCCUGCUGGCGAGGAAGCGUGGCUGGCAUCAGGACGCGUGGAUCGUCCUCGCGGGGGCUUCGCAGGCGGUGGUGUAG